CUCCGAACCCGACACUUAAGCCCGAAAACGCAGGACUCUUCCCGGUGCCCGGCGGGAGCGGUGGCGUCGCCCGAAGGACGUCUCCAAGGUCGCACACGGCCUGCCAGUUGGUGGCAGGCAUUGCAUGCAACGGUUGGCACUGCGAGUGUCAAGGGGCAGCCCAACAACAGUUGGGCGGUGAACACGCUCGACGCCGCCGCCGCGCCACCAACAACAAAAAUGCCGUCGCUCGGCGACGUCCUCAAGCAGGCGAAUGCCCCGACACCGGCCCCACCGGUGCCAAGGGCGGGCCUGCGCAAGGCCUUCCCCAAGGAAACGCGGGGCAUCAAGAAGUCAGCGGCCUUGCAGCGCCACGAGCCCUUCGCGCAGCACCCCGAGUGGGCGCCCAGGGACUAUAAGUCACAGUCGCAAGCGGCGUUCGACGCUCCUGUUGUCUCGAGGAACGCGGAGAAGCCGACGCUGAGCACGGAGAUGCUGCAGCGGUCGUCUAUUGCACCGCAUGUGACCGAGAAAGCGCUGACGUCGACGACUGAUAGGAAUUACGCGGAGACGUUGCGAGCGCACGGCGCGCGGCCGAAGCAUAGACAACCUUCCGGGCGCGCGGGCCCGACGUGCGUGACGCCCCAGAUGCGCCUCACGUCCAAGGACCUCCAGUUCCACACGCGCAUUUUUAGAUCCGACAGCGAAGAAGAUCGCUUCGUGACGCAAAUGCGCGACGCGCACAAGAAUCACGGCACGGGCCACCGGCCACCGGCUUCUAGAACGAGGCAGGACCUCUUCCGGUCGCACAACGUCGCCGACGCCAUCGCCUUGGGCGAGGACAACCGCUUCGUGACGGAGACGCGGCGGCACUUUGUCGAGAAGGACCCGCGGGAGAUCGAUUCGAUGGUCCACGCUGGCGACGCGCGGCGGUUUUCCGCCUUCGAUCGGGUCAAAGCGUCUAGAGAAUCGUGGGAUUAACUACAUUAGUACUC
Molecule: messenger RNA, 974 nt
Organism: Pelagomonas calceolata
Lineage: Eukaryota; Pelagophyceae; Pelagomonadales; Pelagomonadaceae
Source: the annotation of a GenBank genome assembly